Messenger RNA from Bolinopsis microptera, 4107 nucleotides. RefSeq names its product nucleolar protein dao-5-like. The transcript has 3 exons. Bases 1 to 4107 code for a protein of 1368 amino acids. NCBI's taxonomy places the organism in Eukaryota, Metazoa, Ctenophora, Tentaculata, Lobata, Bolinopsidae. The record is from RefSeq and is a predicted model, not a curated record.
AUGAGAGUUCCAGCUCCCCAUCGUCUUCAAGUUUUUCAGCCCAAUAUCAAAAGCCAGGAUCAAAACCGUUCCUCCAAACCUGCUGAUAUUGGUUGCAAGGAUCAGCCGAAGACAUCUGAUGACAGUACUUCUAGCAGCUCACCCGUUUCAUCUGACGACAAGAAGCCCGCUUCAACCAAAUCCAAACCAAGCAGCAAGCAUUCAUCCGGUGAUGAUACCAGCUCCUCUAAACCUGCUGACAUUGGUCGCAAGGAUCAGCCGAAGACAUCUGACAACAGUACUUCUAUUAGCUCAUCCAGUUUAUCUGACGACAAGAAGCCCACUUCAACCAAAUCCAAACCAAGCAGCAACCAUUCUUGUGGUAAGCCGGAUUCGGUUGAAGAUAAGAGUUCCAGCUCCUCAUCGUCUUCAAGUGUGUCAGCCCAAGAUCAAAAGCCAGGAUCAAAAUCGGUAAGCCGAAGUCCAGGUAGCUCGAAAAAGUUUGAAUCCGAUAAGGAAGUCACUCUUGAUUUGUCGUUGUCAAAGAAACCUGAAUCGGAUUCCAAGGAAGAUGAUUCAUCUUCAGAACGAGAUAUAAAAGAAGAAGAAGUGAAAGUUGACAGAUCUCGACCACCUUCAAGAUCUAAGUCAGAUGAUAUCAGCUCCUCCAAACCUGCUGACAUUGGUCGCAAUGAUCAGCCGAAGACAUCUGACGACAGUACUUCUAGCAGCUCACCAAGUUCAGCUGACGACAAGAAGCCUGCAUCAACCAAACCUAAACCCAGCAGCAAGCAUUCUUCUAGUGAUGAUACCAGCUCCUCGAAGCCUGCUGACAUUGGUCACAAGAAUCAGCCAAAGACAUCUGAUGACAGUACUUCUAGCAGCUCACCAAGUUCAUCUGACGACAAGAAGCCGGCAACAACCAAAUCUAAACCAAGCAGCAACCAUUCUUUUAGUGAUGAUACCAGCUCCUCUAACCCUGCUGACAUUGGUCGCAAGGAUCAGCCGAAGACAUCUAACGACAGUACUUCUAACAGUUCACCCAGUUCAUCUGACGACAAGAAGCCCGCGUCAACUAAAUCAAAACCAAGCAGCAACCAUUCUUGUGGUAAGCCGGAUUCGGUUGAAGAUAAGAGUUCCAGCUCCCCAUCGUCUUCAAGUGCGUCAGCCCAAGAUCAAAAGCCAGGAUCAAAACCGGUAAGCCGAAGUCCAGGUAGCUCGAAAAAAUCUGAAUCUGAUAAGGAAGUCACCCUUGAUUUGUCGUUGUCAAAGAAACCUGAAUCGGAUUCCAAGGAAGAUGAUUCAUCUUCAGAACGAGAUAUAAAAGAAGCAGAAGUGAAGGUUGACAGAUGUCGAUCACCAUCCAGAUCUAAGUCAGAUGAUAUCAGCUCCUCCAAACCUUCUGACAUUGAUCGCAAUGAUCAGCCGAAGACAUCUGACGACAGUACUUCUAGCAGCUCACCAAGUUCAUCUGACGACAAGAAGCCUGCAUCAACCAAACCUAAACCCAGCAGCAAGCAUUCUUCUAGUGAUGAUACCAGCUUCUCGAAACCUGCUGACAUUGGUCGCAAGGAUCAGCCGAAGACAUCUGAUGACAGUACUUCUAGCAGCUCUCCAAGUUCAUCUGACGACAAGAAACCGGCAUCAACCAAAUCCAAACCAAGCAGCAAGCAUUUUUCGAGUAUUGAUACCAGCUCCUCGAAACCAGCUGACAUUGGUCACAAGGAUCAGCCAAAGACAUCUAUUGACAGUACUUCUAGCAGCUCACCAAGUUCAUAUGACGACAAGAAGCCGGCAUCAACCAAAUCCAAACCAAGCAGCAACCAUUCUUCUAGUGAUGAUACCAGCUCCUCGAAACCUGCUGACAUUGGUCACAAAGAUCAGCCAAAGACAUCUGUUGACAGUACUUCUAGCAGCUCACCAAGUUCAUCUGACGACAAGAAGCUGGCAACAACCAAAUCUAAACCAAGCAGCAAGCAUUCAUCCGGUGAUGAUACCAGCUCCUCUAAACCUGCUGACAUUGGUCGCAAGGAUCAGCCGAAGACAUCUGAUGACAGUACUUCUAGCAGCUCACCCGUUUCAUCUGACGACAAGAAGCCCGCUUCAACCAAAUCCAAACCAAGCAGCAAGCAUUCAUCCGGUGAUGAUACCAGCUCCUCUAAACCUGCUGACAUUGGUCGCAAGGAUCAGCCGAAGACAUCUGACAACAGUACUUCUAUUAGCUCAUCCAGUUUAUCUGACGACAAGAAGCCCACUUCAACCAAAUCCAAACCAAGCAGCAACCAUUCUUGUGGUAAGCCGGAUUCGGUUGAAGAUAAGAGUUCCAGCUCCUCAUCGUCUUCAAGUGUGUCAGCCCAAGAUCAAAAGCCAGGAUCAAAAUCGGUAAGCCGAAGUCCAGGUAGCUCGAAAAAGUUUGAAUCCGAUAAGGAAGUCACUCUUGAUUUGUCGUUGUCAAAGAAACCUGAAUCGGAUUCCAAGGAAGAUGAUUCAUCUUCAGAACGAGAUAUAAAAGAAGAAGAAGUGAAAGUUGACAGAUCUCGACCACCUUCAAGAUCUAAGUCAGAUGAUAUCAGCUCCUCCAAACCUGCUGACAUUGGUCGCAAUGAUCAGCCGAAGACAUCUGACGACAGUACUUCUAGCAGCUCACCAAGUUCAGCUGACGACAAGAAGCCUGCAUCAACCAAACCUAAACCCAGCAGCAAGCAUUCUUCUAGUGAUGAUACCAGCUCCUCGAAGCCUGCUGACAUUGGUCACAAGAAUCAGCCAAAGACAUCUGAUGACAGUACUUCUAGCAGCUCACCAAGUUCAUCUGACGACAAGAAGCCGGCAACAACCAAAUCUAAACCAAGCAGCAACCAUUCUUUUAGUGAUGAUACCAGCUCCUCUAACCCUGCUGACAUUGGUCGCAAGGAUCAGCCGAAGACAUCUAACGACAGUACUUCUAACAGUUCACCCAGUUCAUCUGACGACAAGAAGCCCGCGUCAACUAAAUCAAAACCAAGCAGCAACCAUUCUUGUGGUAAGCCGGAUUCGGUUGAAGAUAAGAGUUCCAGCUCCCCAUCGUCUUCAAGUGCGUCAGCCCAAGAUCAAAAGCCAGGAUCAAAACCGGUAAGCCGAAGUCCAGGUAGCUCGAAAAAAUCUGAAUCUGAUAAGGAAGUCACCCUUGAUUUGUCGUUGUCAAAGAAACCUGAAUCGGAUUCCAAGGAAGAUGAUUCAUCUUCAGAACGAGAUAUAAAAGAAGCAGAAGUGAAGGUUGACAGAUGUCGAUCACCAUCCAGAUCUAAGUCAGAUGAUAUCAGCUCCUCCAAACCUUCUGACAUUGAUCGCAAUGAUCAGCCGAAGACAUCUGACGACAGUACUUCUAGCAGCUCACCAAGUUCAUCUGACGACAAGAAGCCUGCAUCAACCAAAUCUAAACCAAGCAGCAAGCAUUCUUCUAGUGAUGAUACCAGCUUCUCGAAACCUGCUGACAUUGGUCGCAAGGAUCAGCCGAAGACAUCUGAUGACAGUACUUCUAGCAGCUCUCCAAGUUCAUCUGACGACAAGAAACCGGCAUCAACCAAAUCCAAACCAAGCAGCAAGCAUUUUUCGAGUAUUGAUACCAGCUCCUCGAAACCAGCUGACAUUGGUCACAAGGAUCAGCCAAAGACAUCUAUUGACAGUACUUCUAGCAGCUCACCAAGUUCAUCUGACGACAAGAAGCUGGCAACAACCAAAUCUAAACCAAGCAGCAAGCAUUCAUCCGGUGAUGAUACCAGCUCCUCUAAACCUGCUGACAUUGGUCGCAAGGAUCAGCCGAAGAUAUCUGAUGACAGUACUUCUAGCAGCUCACCCAUUUCAUCUGACGACAUGAAGCCCGCUUCAACCAAAUCCAAACCAAGCAGCAAGCAUUCAUCCGGUGAUGAUACCAGCUCCUAUAAACCUGCUGACAUUGGUCGCAAGGAUCAGCCGAAGACAUCUAACGACAGUACUUCUAACAGUUCACCCAGUUCAUCUGACGACAAGAAGCCCGCUUCAACAAAUCCAAAUCAGCAGCAAGAUUCUUUGAUCAGCGAAGACACUGACAGUAUCACAUCACCAAUUCCUGACACAGAGCGCUCAACCAAAUCAAGCAGCAAGAUUCAGUGA